AUGUUUUUGUGGCGGCCGCCGCCAGGGAGAAACGGGGAACCCGCCGCCAACCAAGGAGAAGCUUGGGUUUGCCCCUCUCACGCCCUUCGUCGGCGACCGACGAAGUCGCCGGAGCUCUCCUCUUCCUCUCCUCCACCCCUUUCCUCCGGUCUCACGCCAUCGACGCCGCCUAGGAGAGGGCGUUUUCACCGCUGCCAGGGAGAAAUCGAGCACCGCCGUCGCGUACGGCGUCCAGCGCCGCCUCCUACUCCGGUGUCACCUCCUCCAGCAGCCGCCAGCGUCUCCAUCCGCCACGGCCUCCUCCGGCGACUGCCACAGCCGCCGCCGGCAGCCACCGCUGCCUUCCCCCGCGGCCACAGUGGAUAUCGUCACCUUCCAGAUAGCCGCAGCUCGGCUGCAUCGGAUUCUGUGCCGCCACCAUUAGAUUUGACUUCUCAGCGGGUUCACACCCAUCUACUUGUCACGACCGCGACGAUUUGA
Messenger RNA from Zingiber officinale, 480 nucleotides. RefSeq names its product serine/arginine repetitive matrix protein 1-like. The transcript is spliced from 2 exons. The coding region runs from base 1 to 480 and encodes 159 amino acids. The record is from RefSeq and is a predicted model, not a curated record. Lineage: Eukaryota; Viridiplantae; Streptophyta; Magnoliopsida; Zingiberales; Zingiberaceae.